This is a messenger RNA of Camelina sativa (false flax), 283 nucleotides long. Its product is annotated as defensin-like protein 206. Lineage: Eukaryota; Viridiplantae; Streptophyta; Magnoliopsida; Brassicales; Brassicaceae. The record is from RefSeq and is a predicted model, not a curated record.
AUGGCAAAGAACAUCAACUCAGUUUGCUUCACCGUUCUCUUUGUUGUCUUUUUCAUGGCUACCACUGAAAUCCUGAAGAGCGAUGCUGAACCUGCAUGCUUCACGUUCUUAGACGAGUGCGGCCCAGACCCGUUCCCUGGUACGAACGUUGAUUGCACUAAAUGUUGCAGAAGCACAUACAAGGGUCAACAUGUAUGUAAAGGGGUUGUUGAGGGAAGCGAGAACCACUGCCAUUGCUACCAAAGAACAAAAAAAGAGUGACUGCUGUUUUCGUUGGUUUUAA